Podarcis muralis (Common wall lizard) is the source of this 3074-nucleotide messenger RNA. It is a transcript of the gene KBTBD11, whose product is annotated as kelch repeat and BTB domain containing 11. The record is from RefSeq and is a predicted model, not a curated record. NCBI's taxonomy places the organism in Eukaryota, Metazoa, Chordata, Lepidosauria, Squamata, Lacertidae. Gene Ontology annotation, molecular function: protein binding.
GCGGUAAAGAGAAACGGCCUCAAAACAAAGGAAUUCUUCCUCCAGCCCUCGGUGCAGGAUCCCAGCCUCCGACCUGCAACGCGCCAGCCAAGGAGCCUGCAGAGCGCCGCGCGGGUUGCAGACCCUAGCGGGGGAGUGCGCGCUCCGCCUGCCCAAACUCCGCCUGCCCGCGGUGCGCGGAGACGACGGCGCGAUGCGGCUCCUCGCCACGCGGGAAGCAGCGAGGACACUCCCCUUUCCCGGGCCCCAGAAGUGGCGGAGGUAGUGGCGGUGACGACGACGACGACCACUAGGGAGCCUUGCGCGUUUAAAUCCCCCAAGCGGCUCAGUCUGAACGAGGGAUGUUUCCCGCAGUAGCGGCGCUGCACUGCAAGGCUCGGCCAGACGUGUUCCUGGCUGCGCUGGAGUGAAGAAGGCGCGAUUUGGCGGCGCUUGGCACCGACCGAGGCUUCCUUCUUGUGCUCUAGGGGAGGUGGCGCCGAGGAUAAAGGUUGGAACGGACUGAGAUUUGUCCUCGCUCCUGUGAGGGAAAUCUGCUUUGGAGAAGCCUGCCUGCCUGCCUGGCCCAAGCUGAGGUGGACGGAAGAUGCACAGUGAAUCGUUGAGAAAUGGAAUACCUUUUUGACGCCGACUGAAGGAAAUUCCCGUGCCAGCUUGCUGACCCAAGGGGGAGAUUGAUGCAGAAUCUCCCCCUAAAAUGUUCUGAAAAUGUACAGUAUUGCCAUUAAUUUAUUCCACUGAAAUAACUGCAGAAAUAUAUUCUGGAAUGACGAUAUUCAAUGCUCACUGAUAGUCAAUAAUUAUUACUAUUACUAUAAUAAAGGACCACAUUCUCAAGUCCAUUGAAGGAGCACUGAGGAUGCCAUCGAUCACAAGAGCUUCAGGUGAGAAUGGGACUGUCGGCGAGGUCGAGGCGCGCUGCGGGGAGAUGGAGAUGGCGCAGCCGGCGCAGCUAGCGUCGCCGAGGAAAGCUGCCGGUGGCGAGCAAGCGGCGGCGAGGAGCAGCCCGCCGUCCGCCCCGAUGGAGCGGCGCGCUGCGGUAGACGGCGAGGACGGCAUCCUCGGCAGCGGCGGAACCAGCGCCGAAUCGCCCGCGCCCUGCGGCUUCAGCUCCUCGCUGUGCUUCAGCUCUCCCGGAGACAAAGCCCCGGCGCCCGAGCGCGACGCAGCCUCCUCGCCGUCGUCGGCGGGCAGCGGCGGAGGCAGCCGCGUGGUGCAAAGCCAGUGGGAGAUCAACAACGCGGCGUCCGAGUCGGAGGAGGAGGAAGGUGGAGGGGAAGGCAGCAGCAGUAGCAGCAGCAGCCAGCCAUCGUCGUCGUCGCAGCAGCAGCCGUCGUCCCCUCCGGCUGCCGCGCAGGCCGUCGGCGAAGCGCUCCUGCAGGACCCUUGCGCCUCUCCGCCGGGGGGGACGCAGCCGGAGGAAGAGCCCGACCUGGUGAUCGAGGUGUCGGGCCGUCGGAUCCGCGCGCACAAGGCGGUGCUGGCGGCCAAGAGCGACUACUUCCGCGCGCGCUCGUCCAGGGACAUCCUGCGCGUCAAGGGCGUGAGCUACGCGGCGCUGCGCCUGCUGCUCGACUACGUGUACACGGCGCGCAUGGGCGACGUGCGCCACGACAACCUGGCCGAGGUGGUGAGCGGCGCGCGGGUGCUGCAGAUGCCGUGCGCGCUGCACUGCGCCGCCGAGGCCAUGAGGGCGCAGCUGCGCCUCGACAACUGCCUGCAGCUGCUGGCCCUGGCCAAGAAGCAGCGGCUGGCCGAGCUGCGCGAAGCCGCCUACCGCUUCAUGAGCGACCACUACCUGCAGGUGCUGCGCGAGCCCGCCGUCUACGGGCGCCUCAGCGGCGCCGAGAGGGACCUGAUCCUGCAGCGCCGCCUCGACGCCGGCAAGCCCUGCCUGCUGGUGGCCGAGGUGAGCGACGCCUUCGAGAGGCUCAACGCCGGGAGCAGGCCGCAGAGCCGAGAGAGCAGCAGGCCGCAGAGCCCCUCCUCCGUGGUGUCCCUGGACGACGGUGGCUACCUGCUCUACAGCUACCACGAGGCGGCCAAGGAGUGGAGGGUGCUGACCCGGCUGCCCGAUGAGGCCAACGCCAAGGGGUGUGCCAUGUGUGUGCUCUACAACUACCUCUUCCUGGCUGGGGGCAUCUCCACAGGGCCGGGGGAGCCCCGUACCAGGCUCUCCGACAAGGUCUUUUGCUACAACCCCUUGACGGACACCUGGAGCCAGGUGAAGCCCAUGGGGCAGCCUCGCUCACAGCUGAAGCUGCUGGCCCUCGACGGCUAUCUCUACGCGGUGGGCGGCGAGUGUCUCUUCACGGUGGAGAAGUACGACCCCCGGGCGGAUCGGUGGAGCCCGGUGGCUCCUCUGCCGAAAGGGGCUUUUGCCGUGGCUCACGAAGCCACCACCUGCAACGGGGAGAUCUACGUGUCGGGCGGGUCGCUCUUCUACCGCCUGCUCAAGUAUGAUCCCAAGCGGGAUGAGUGGCAGGAGUGCCCGUACAACAGCAGCCGGCGACGCUCCGCCGACAUGGUGUCCUACAAGAACUUCAUCUACCGCUUCGACGUGAGCAGCAGCCGUGGGGAACCGGGGCAGGCCGGUGGGGUGGAGGUCUUCCGGUACAAUUCGGUGGCCAAGCACUGGAGUCAGUGUGCUUCCUUGCGCCCCAGUGGCAACCCGGUGCAGCCGUUCCGCUGUGCUGCCUUGGGCAGUGCCAUCUACUGUGUCAACCGGACUGGAAUGCUGUGCUUUGCCCUGUCCCAGAAUGGCGAGGUGGAAGCAGAUGGUGGACUCAAGGGGAGCUUUGAGCCAGAACUUCUCAAAGCCCCAUUUGAUACUAAAGGGGUCCUUCUCCCGUUUGUACUUACCCUGCCGGAGAAAGAGAAAACGGGGGAGCCAGAAAGUCCUCUGACGUUAUGAGAACUGACCUAGCUCUGGGAAGGCCGGCUGGAGUUUAUCUCAGUGCUUUGCUCUGAUGAAUAUCGGCAGGACCAGGCCUCUGCCAAGGGAAGGGUCAGAGCAGGUGCAUGGUCUCCAGCCUUCAUUGGUGGUGGUAGUGAUUGGGGCUGCAGUUUAACUU